UUGCAUCCCUCGUCCACUGCACUCACGCUACCAGUGAGGGAGAAUUAAAGCCCGUGGACAAAAAAUACACACAACGGGGAGAAUAAGGACAUAUAACGGGACUAUAACAUGCUCAAAUGGAGCCAUUAAACACAGGUAUCCUGGGGUGGAGCAGCUGUACAGUAUGAGCAGGCGACAGCGGGACUGGAGCGAGGAUGUGUCCUAAUGUAAGGCAGCAAGGCUCAGCAUCUACAGCCCUGGAAAUAUGAGAUGAAGGCAGGCUGGGAUGGACCCGGCGGAAGAUGGUGAAAUUUACGAUUGAGUGCUCCUUCCUGGAUGAGACCUCCUCGGCUAUUUGAGCGUUUCUUAAACCUGCAUGUCGGCUUCUGUGUGAGACUCUCCCUGGCCUCUGUGCCGCUGUGUGGAAGCCCACCACCUUUUUUUUUUAUACAAGUAGUGCUUCGCUGUGGUGUUGUUGGGCUUAAUUGGGAGCCCAUAUGAACGAUUAAUUAUCAUGCAACAUGCACUGAAUCAGGAAAGCUUAACUAUAAAUGUGAUCUCAUGAGAUAAAGCAAAAACAAACCACAGGGUAUCACCCUCCUCAGACUUUGCCUCAGGGUUUUUGCAAGCCAUCGAUACUCGUCAAAAGAUGCAUGCAAAUGUGGUGGUGCAUAUUUCCCGCAGCUGCUUCGCCCGUAGAGAGACUUGCCAUGACAGGCCGGCAAGUCCACAUAAAUCUCAGCCCAAGUUGAUGAACUAGACUGGCCGGCCUCGGCGGUGGGAUCAGACAGAAAUUAAGCUGUCGCUCUCAGACAGCGGAAACUAGGAUCAUCUCCCGGCGAUGUGCUGGCAGAGCACCGCAGCCCGAAACGGAACAUCCCUCACCGAGGGUUUUGGUCGGAUCUUACGCACAACUCGAGGGCUGAGCUGUAAACAUUCACAUGCUGUGGCAACUGGUAAAGUUUAAAGAGCUGCUCCCUGCGUCUGGGUGAACAUUCUGGAGUUCAUGUGAGUUGGAAAUCCAAAAAUUCUGCAAAUACCAGAAGUGAGAAAUCCCUCCCUUAAGGGUUUCAAACAUGGCGUUUUAUCCAGUGGGAGAAAUGCAGCUGGGGUGUUUUACUGGUAAACUUCCACAGCAGCUGUUAGUCAGACUGGAUGUCUGAAAGAUGAGACUCGGAUGUUAGCAUACUUGUAGUUUUGCCAACACCCUUCCCAGCAAAUGCAAUGCGUUGAUUCCCUCCAGUGCCCACAUUGUAUAUGACUCUGUGGAUAUCACUUGUAUGACUUUUACCCUGUCUUCAUGGAUCAUGAUGCUGUUGAGCCGUCCUGGAUGUUUUGUUUUUUCCCACUUUCUUGAAGCUUACAUUUUGCAGAGAUUUACCUGCUGAGAUGCUGAAAGAUGCACCACACCUUUUCCUGCUUUUUCUAAUUGAUUGAUUGGAGCAUGUGCAAAGGAAAGAGGAGCCAAGCAUGAGAAUGCACAGACUGAGGAGAUGUGUCAGAGGGAACGCUGGUGGAAUUAUGAGUGGCACUAUGGAAGACACGGCGCAGAGUGUUACAAGUUUAAAGUCUACGAGAGAGAAUUACGAACCUUUGCUGUGAGCAAAUUGUAUUUUCUCCUCUCCUCAGACCGCUGAAUGGGAAUCAGCGCUCCACACAUCAAAUUACUGUUUCAAUUGAGAACUUCCUCCCCUGUGCACUGUGGGAUUUUUCACCCUGCAUACUUGGCCACCUGCAAGUUAUGCUCAUUUUUUGAGUGCCCUUAUCUUGGAGUCCCUGUUGCUGUGAUUUUUAUUUGUUUUUACUGUAGCGCCCUCAGAGGUCUUUUACGAGAGAAAAUCCUUCUUAUUUGAAGCAGGAAGUUGUCAACAGGAAGCUUACAGCAAGUACAAACACAUGAUUGCUGUUGUGGUCCAAACAACCCGUUUAGUCUCCAUGUAUCUCCGUUUGUCUCACUGAAUACAAGUGUGGAUUCCUGGAGCUCGAGGCGAAAAGCAAAACAAACCUCCCAUCAGAGAGCAUUCAGAGACUCAUUUCCUAUCACCGUGGUGAUGGGGAGCUCAGCCUCGUCUCUCACUGCAGAGACAGAGUCAGACCAUGGCUUCCGCAGCACCCCGUACCCCUCGUCACCCCCUGUGGGCUGGCUCAGGAACAGCCACAGCAGCCCGGUGUGGGGCACCACCUUCAUCACACGUCAGCAGCAGCACCCGCUGCCCCACCGAGAGCGCAGCCACUCUCACUCUCCUGGCUCCAUGGCAGCAGCGGUGCGAGGCAGUGAGUGGUCAUGUGGACGCUGCACCUUCCUAAAUGCCGGCGCAGCACCUCGCUGCUCCAUCUGUGAGGCACCACGCCAGAAACCCGACCUUAACCAGAUCCUGCGGCUGAGCAGCACCGAGGAGCACCGCUGGGCCUGUCCCCGCUGUACGCUCAAUAACCCACAGGGAUCUGGAGCCUGCUCUGUCUGUGGCUUUGGACCGUCACCUGCCACUCACACGCCCCCUACAACCACCAUAGCUGCCACUGCCAAUGGCCUCCCACCUGCUCCGACCGAACCUCCAGCACCUAUUGUCAUCCCCACAGUUCUGCUUGAGCCCCAUGGACAGCAUCCCGCUAAGGAGGAAGUGCUGCGGCGGUCUGAGAGCAACGGAGAGGUGUGCGGCCUGGAAGGGCACCACUCUGGCUGGGCUUGCCCUCGCUGCACACUUCACAACACACCCGUGGCACUGUCAUGCUCGGCCUGUGGUGGGCCAAGGAAACUGUCUUUGCCUAAAAUCCCGCCUGAGGCACUGGUGGUGCCUGAGGUGCGCACACCUGUGCUGGGGUUUCCUGUUAACCCAGCAGGGGCUGCCCCGCUUCUUAUAGACCUAACAGAUGACUCUCCUCCAGCUCCUCCCUGUGAUCCUCAAGAACCUCCCCAUGUGUCCUCACAGUCUCUUUCCUCACCUUUUACUUCUUUUUCCUCCCUCCAAAACAACCCAGUGCCCCGCAGCAGGAGAGAGGUGCCCCCUCCAGGGCGCCCACCAAACCCAGGCACCAACACUCCCAGCCCCACGUCCCCUUCAGCAGCCAGUGUGCCACCCCAGCCAGGCCCACAGCGGCCAGCCAAGCCCAAACAUGCCCAGCCCCAGGAACCUUCAUACCCCAGCAAGCGCCUCAGUAUAUUAGAGGAAGAAGAUCCUCACCCACUGAACCCCCACCUCCCUGUUGCUCCCUCCGCCGCCCCCACCUGGAAGUGCCCUAGCUGCUCGUUGCCCAACCCGGGCAGCUCGUCUAAGUGCGAGGCCUGCCGCUCGUCACGGGCUGGUGCUGACCUCAUCGACCUAGUAGGCUGUGAGACGGUACGAUUUACUCCAGCCAGCCCCUCCAGCCCGGACUUUAGCACCUGGGCCUGCUCCAAGUGCACGCUGCGCAACCCUACUGGUGCCCCCAAGUGCUCUGCCUGCGGUUCUUCUAAGCUGCACGGCUUUCAGGAGCAGCAGGUGCCCCUGCCACGCUGCUGUACACACUGUGGCUCUGCAUCAUGCUCCUGUACACCUUCCUCAUCCUCCUCGGGUCAUAAAGCACGGAAACAAGCCCGGGGCUACCCUCCCUCCUCUUCUGCUAUUGCCUCUUCUGGCUCCUCUUCGUCCUCCACCUCUGCACUCCUUCAGGAGAAGGUAGCACAGUGGAGCUGCCCAGCAUGUACGCUGCUCAAUGACAUCAAGGCCAAAAACUGUGCAGCAUGCCACACACCGCAGCAGUACCUCACCCUUCGAAAGGUGGUUAAGCCUCUGAAGAGGAGGGAGAGCAUGCAUGUAGAGGCCCGUCGACGAAAUGACGAGGGCGAGGCCAAGGAGCUUUGGGAGAAUAUAGUCAGCUUCUGCAGAGAGAACACCGUGAACUUUGUGGACGACAGCUUCCCACCGGGCCCUCGCUCCGUGGGCUUCCCCGAGGGCGACAGCGUCCAGCAGAGAAUCAAAAAGUGGCUCCGCCCCCAUGAGAUCAACUGCAGUAACUUCAAAGACCGAGGCGUCAAGUGGUCCGUCUUCCGCACACCGCGGCCCUCCGACAUCCUGCAAGGCCUGCUUGGAAACUGCUGGUUCCUGAGUGCGCUGGCGGUGCUGGCAGAGCGGCCGGAGCUGGUGGAGAGGGUGAUGAUCACCAGGACCAUCUGCCCGGAGGGAGCCUAUCAGGUUCGGUUGUGUAAAGAUGGGACAUGGACGACGGUGCUGGUGGACGACAUGCUGCCCUGCGACGACUAUGGCUACCUCCUCUUCUCUCAGGCCCAGAGGAAGCAGCUAUGGGUGGCGCUGAUUGAAAAGGCCCUGGCCAAACUCCAUGGCUCCUACUUUGCCCUGCAGGCAGGGCGCGCCAUCGAGGGUCUUGCCACGCUGACGGGGGCUCCCUGUGACUCCCUGAUGCUCCAGGUCAGCUCCACCAACCCACGGGAGGAGCCCAUUGACACGGACCUCAUCUGGGCCAAGAUGCUCAGCUCUAAGGAGGCUGGGUUUCUGAUGGGUGCAUCUUGUGGAGGAGGCAACAUGAAGGUGGACGACAUUGUGUAUGAGUCUCUGGGCCUGCGGCCGCGGCAUGCCUACUCCAUCCUGGAUGUCCGAGAUGUUCAGGGUUACAGGUUGCUGCGGCUGCGUAACCCGUGGGGUCGCUUCUCGUGGAACGGCAGCUGGUCGGACGAGUGGACAGACUGGCCGCAGCACCUGCGUCACGAGCUGAUGGCUCAUGGCAGCAGCGAGGGCGUCUUCUGGAUGGAGUACAGCGACUUUAUAAAGUACUUUGACUCAGUAGACAUCUGUAAGAUCCACUCAGACUGGCAGGAGGUGAGGCUGCAGGGCUGCUUCCCCAGCAAGGCCAGCGGGCCAGUCACCGUCACAGCCCUCACUGUGCUGGAAAGGACGGCGCUGGAGUUUGCGCUCUUCCAGGAGGGGAGCAGGCGCUCGGACACAGCCGACAGCCACCUACUGGACCUGUGCAUCAUGGUGUUUCGUGCCUCCUUCGGCAGUGGCAACAAGCUGACUCUCGGCCGCCUGUUGGCCCACAGCAAGCGGGCGGUGAAGAAGUUUGUUGGCUGUGAUGUCAUGCUGGAACCGGGGGAGUAUGCUGUGGUCUGCUGCGCCUUCAACCAUUGGCAGAUGAAUGUCAGCGGGACGGGAGGUCCACCCACACCCAUCUCCAGUCCUACCAGCGGAGCAGCACGGAGGCCCAGCCAAGACUUCCCCGGCUACAUCCUCGCCAUCUACAGCUCCAGACAGGUGAUGGUGGAGCAGGUGGAGGCGACGGCCACCACGCUGGCAGACGCCAUCAUCCUCCUCACAGAAAACAAAGGGGAAAGACACGAGGGUCGCGAGGGCAUGACAUGCUACUACCUGACACAUGGCUGGGCGGGGCUUAUAGUGGUGGUGGAAAACCGCCACCCCAAAUACUACCUCCACGUCUCCUGCGACUGCACUGACAGCUUCAAUGUGGUGUCCACGCGCGGCAGCCUCAAGACCAUCGACAGCGUCCCACCUUUGCACAGGCAGGUGCUGGUGGUGCUUUCACAGCUGGAAGGAAACGCCGGCUUCUCCAUCACCCACCGCCUGGCUCACCGCAAAGCAGCCCAGGCCUCCCUGGGAGACUGGACCCCCACCAAGGCCACCCACAGCCCCCAGCUCACUCCGGACAUUGAUGGCCUACACCGGCCCCGGCCGCUAUGACCACCGCCCACUAUCUCACCCACACACACUGACUAUGAUCCGAUGUACUGUCAGACCACUGGAAAACCAGGCAACGGAGGGCGAGUGGUGUGCGCAGCCCUGAAACUUUGAGAAAGAUGUGUAUUUGUGUGUCUCGUUGGAUGAACACACACCUGAAUGUAAAGCAUAAAUGGCGCAGCAUGUACGUGCUGCUCUCCUAAUGCUCCAUAAAUGCUUUCAUCCAGCCCACACGCGCUCUUUCCCUUGCCAAGUGGAUGUGCCAUUACAGGAUGAAAUGAGGGAAGCAGGUCACACGGAGUGACCUGGGCUUACUCACGAAAACAUUUGUUUCACCCAGGCACCAACAGGAUCCAGUUCAGACUACUUAAAAAUACUCUGGAGGUUUUUUUGGUACGAGCGCUGUAACGCGGAACGGAUGUCAUCCCCGAGCUUCAUAUGCUUGGAAGACGACCCUGCUUUCCUCACAGAAGCCAGGGUGGAGUGCCGUAACUACUGAGCCAUUUGCCGGCCCACAAACUAUGAGCCAAUCACCCGCAGCAAUCAGACACUUACCCCCUAUUUCGUCCACAAGGACAGCUUACAAAGCAGGAGACGUCACGGGGAGUUAAUCUCGCCCAGCCCUCGGUACGGUACUUAAUGAGCCAAACCCAUAUUCUAAUUUUACUUACAGUCAUACAUGUUUUUUUUUUAUUUGAGACAACACACGUCAGUCUUACUUGUUUUAUAUAUGGCCCUCGGUGCCGCCUUGUCCAUAUUUGUGUUUUCGAGGUCAUAAAAAAAGCCAUCAUUCAUCCAGUACUGUCUGUCCCCAUUCUCCAUCAUCGCUGCAGUGCUGUCUAGCGCUCUCUCUAGCUCAGGACCAAACCCAUGAUUUGUAGAGUAAAGCUGGAGUCAAACAAAACCUCAAGCUCAUGUUGUGGCAGGUGUAGGGUGCCCAGCUGUGGUGUGGAGAGGUUUUAAACUGACACAUAAUAGAAUUCCCUCCCUUGUGCUUCAAUAGACUAACAUGCAAUUUUGGCUUUUUCCCUGCAAAGAAACAACCACCUUUUUUUUUUUUUUUUUCCUUCCUUCCUCUUACUUACUUUAAUUCAUUUUCACUCAGCCCUCAGUUCAGGGUCUAAACGCUGGAGGCGAGUCAUUACAUGACCGGCUUUGUACUUUACCUCUCGGGCACGCUGGCUUCGCUCAUCCAGUUCAGCCGUCAGUUUAUAUCCUCACACAUAAAUUCACACUUGAGGAGCAAGUCUCCUCUCUAGACGUUUAUCUUCAGUGAAUUAAUGCUGCGUCUUGCACUCUUGGAUUGUGACACCCCCAGAAUUUGUGUCUGAUCUUUUUGUUGGUACUGAAGGUCAGUGAGUAUUUUUCUUUUUCUCACACUGCAACAGUUUGCCAGUAUUUUUGAUUUACACUUUAGUGCAUUUAGGGAGUACCAGAGGAGCUACUUGCUGUUUGAACAGUCAGUUUGCCAUAGGGGAGCUCUUACGACGAGCUGCCGAGUUUACUUUGGGAGGUCAGGGACCAUUAUUGUUUGCUUGGGUGCAGCGCGAGCAUCUGGGCCACCCUCCCACAAGAAUACACCGACCGCACAUUAGCGACAGCACAGAGUCCUCGUGUAAUAACAAAUUACCAUUUUGUCAGACUGCGUGCACACAUAACAAGAGAGAGAAGGGGCCCCUGAGACAUGUUGUGACACAGAAAAUAGUUUUAGUUCCCUCACAGUUUUUUCGGCUGCAUCAUUUCAAAGCAAGGGCUGCCUACAGCUGUUGUACGCAGGUCUUCUUCCAGGACCCAACCCGCUUGUUUGUUCCAAUUUCUCCAGUGUCAAAGCCAUUACUCCUGCUCCACUAAGGAACCUUUUAGUCCUCACCAUGGCAACAUGGAUGUUUUAUCAGUGAGAGGGGAAAGACUGACGCGGUACUAUAGUAACAGGGUGGAGAGGGAGUCUUUUUUUUUAAAGUCAUAGUUGAUGUCUUACUGUUGUGUAGUGAAAUGGGGGAAACUUGAAAGCUGAUAAGCAAAAUUGCCAGAGCUGAUUGUCUUUUAUGUCAAGAUCAUUUUAAGUCUAAACAUUGAUGUUCCCACAUGAGAUGAUCAGGAUUUAAAGGUGCAGUGUGCAGGAUUUGGGGGGAUAUAUUGGCACAACUGGGGUAUAAUAUAAGUAUAUUUCCUUUAGUGUAUAAUCACCUGAAAAUAAGAAUCGUGUUUACGUUACUUUAGAAUAAGCUGUUUAUAUCUACAUGUACAACCGUGUACAGUAACCCAGAACAAACAAACCAAACACUGGUUCUAGAUAGGGCUAUUUACAUUUUUGUAGCCACAGUAGUUAGCAGCCCCCCAUGACAAGCCCAGUAUUGUUGGAAAAACACGGAUUUUUAACAUGAAACCGUUUUAUUCCGUGUUUUUACCGGUUUAAAUGACAGAGUCUGUUUGUUUUGGAGAGAAAGAGACCUCGGUGGGAAAUUUGGAUCCUGAUAAAAACCUCUUGAACAUCCAGAUCUUAAGUUAUCAGAGAAAAAAGGUGAGCACACAUUAGCAGGUGCUGGGCUAGCGGCCUGUCUCCGACGAACCAAACGGCGUAGGAGAAACACUGAUUUGUAACAUGAAACAUGCUUUUUCAGUGUCUUUACCAGUUUAAAUCAACUGGUCGGUUUGUUUUAGAGAGGAGAAGACCUCUGGUGAUAAACACCUCCUAAACAAUAAACACAAUGAACAAGGAAUCCUAACCGGGAGAAGUUUCAUCUGGGCUAGCGGCCCAUCUCGAUGAGCCAAAGAGCUUAGGAUGAACACUGAUUUGUAAUAUUUUAUGGUUGUAUUCAGUGUUUUUACCUAUUUUAAUCACCUGAUCAAUUAGCUUUGGAGAGGAAGAGACCUCAUCAGAUAAUUGGGCUCCCAGUCAAAACCUGAAGAUUGAACACUGAAGGAAUUCUAACCAGGAGAAGUUUCAGCUGGGCUAGCAGCCCGUCUCCAAUGAGCCAAAUAGCAUAGGAGAAACACUUGAUUUGUAACAUGAAACACCUUUUUUCUGUGUUUUUACUGGUUUAAAUCAACUGGUGCUUUGUUUUAGAGAGGAGAAGGCCUCCGUGGAUAAUUCAGCUCCUGGUCAUAAAACCUCCUAACAACAAACACUAAAGGAAUCCUAACGAGCCAAAGAGCUUAGAAUAAACACUGAUUUGUAAUAUUUUAAUCACCUGGUUACUAAUUUUGGAGAGGAAAAGACCUCUUCAGAUAAUCCGGCUCCCAGUCAAAACCUGAACAAUGAACACUGAAGGAAUCCUAACCAGGAGAAGCUUCAGCUGGACUAGCGGCCCAUCUCCGACGAGCCAGAGAACUUAGAAUAAACAAUCAUCUGAUCAAGUAUUUUGGAGAGAAAAAGAGCUCUUCAAAUAAUUUGGCUCCCAGCAAAAACUUAAACAGUGAACACUGAAGGAAUUCUAACCUGGAGACGUUUCGGCUGGCUGCAACCCUCACUGCUAGAUGCCACUAAAUCCCUCUAAAUCUUACACACUGCUCCUUUAAGCACAGUGACCUUGAGUUUAAAAAGUGCUGCAUCAUCUCUGGAGCCUCGUCCCUCUUUGUUGUUGGUAGCAUUGAUGGUAAAUGGCAGCACUGUGCACCAUAUGCUUUGCAGUCUUACUCACUCUGCACAACCACGUCCAGCAGACUGUACUUCAUGACAUGUUCGGGACAGCGUGUAAGAAAAACUACCACAGCAGUGUGACGUUACUGUGACGAAACCUGAAGCUGAGGUAGCUGUAAAUAUGUUCUCCAAAGAAACAUAAUGUGUAAUGACCACUUUCAGAUGUCUGUCUGCCCUGUGUGAGCGUGUGCGUGGUCUUUUUAAUUUAUUUGUAUAAGUGACUUGCAGGCCUGUUGUCAAAAGAAUAUUGCUGAAUACUGGACUGAUGAAUGACAGAUAUAGGAAUGUGAUAAUUUUAUGGCUUCAGUUUGAGCCCAGAGGGAUUCGCUUGAAGAGAAAUGAACCUGCACUGAAACACCUGCAAUGACAAGGCACCUCAAAAUUCAGUGUCACCGCUGGAUCACUUUACAUUUACAUGAGAUUUUUUUCUGUUUUAUACUUUGUUUUUUUGUGUCAUAAUUGUCAUUGUUGGCUCUUGCUGGUGUCCUAUGAACCUACUCCUCUUCUGUGAAGUUGUGGUGGUGAACUCUUCUGUGCGUCAGGGGCGCCCCCUGCUGCUGACGAGGCUGCAUCCAGAGAAAAAGCUGGUCAUUUACAGACCGGCCGACACAACGCCUUGUCCUCUUCCUCUCCUUUGUCUGGUUCCCUCCUUGUAAAUUGUACAGACUGCAAACUUAAGCCACACAAAAGAUAAGAAAACAGAAAAAAAAUCAACUGACCCUUUUAAACUUGUAAAGAAAAAAUGAUUAAAGUAUGAUAGUAGAAACAAAAAAAUGAACCUAAUGCUGAAAAUAAUGGAACUCUGAUGAAUGUGAUAUAUAUUUUAUUGAUCUUUUCUGGGAGGGGAAUAUGAGUAUAUGUGUACAAACUUAUGUAUGUUUAAUUUUCAAUCUCAGGUUCCGAUGGACCAAAUAAAUUUUUUUAAAUUAAA
Messenger RNA from Epinephelus lanceolatus (giant grouper), 10237 nucleotides. It is a transcript of the gene capn15, whose product is annotated as calpain 15. Gene Ontology annotation, cellular component: cytoplasm. Gene Ontology annotation, molecular function: calcium-dependent cysteine-type endopeptidase activity. The record is from RefSeq and is a predicted model, not a curated record. Gene Ontology annotation, biological process: proteolysis. Lineage: Eukaryota; Metazoa; Chordata; Actinopteri; Perciformes; Serranidae.